GCUGCAGUCACCUCUUCUAUGUAUAUAUUUUUUCUACUUACACACUGAGAUUAGAGGAUUUAGCAGGUUUUACGCACAGCGCCGGGGCGUCUGGUGACUUGCGUUUUACUUUGUCAGUGAACAGUGGCGUGAAACUCUCGACCAGUUGGGCUGUUUUGUUGACUUGUUGUCAACAUAAUGUGGGGGAUCCAGAGGACGCGGUAUGCGGACUGCAACGGCUCCGAAGCCAGUGAAGAGUCAGAGAUUGUUGUUAACAUCGGCGGGGUGAAACAGGUGCUGUAUGGGGACGUGUUGAAUCGCUACCCGGACACCCGGCUGGCAGAACUGGUGGACUGUUCACUUAAGUCUUCGGAUGAAAUAUCUUUACUAUGUGACGACUACGACCCUGACACUGGAGAAUUUUAUUUUGACAGAGACCCUGAAGCAUUUAAGUGCAUAAUUGAGCUUUAUUAUUAUGGGGAGAUACAUAUGAAAAGAGGCAUCUGUCCAAUUUGUUUUAUGAAGGAGAUGGAGUUCUGGAAAAUCGGCUCAGAUUUUCUGGAUGAAUGUUGCAAAAGCCACCUGAAAGAGGUGGAGGAUGAACUUGCAGAGAUUGCAGAGAAAGUGAAAACUAUCUUGGUGGACCGAGAGGGAGAUCCGCAUGCAGGAGGCUGGCAGCGUUUCCAGAUAUGUCUCUGGAGACUGAUGGAAAAACCGGAAUCCUCGCUGCCUGCGCACAUAAUCGCUAUAGUUUCUUUCAUCUUCAUCCUCGUCUCCUCCGUGGUCAUGUGCGUCGGCACCAUCCCCGACCUGCAGGUGGAGGACUCAGAGGGUAACCUCACGGAGCACCCGACUCUGGAGGUCAUUGAGACGGUGUGCAUCGGCUGGUUCACUAUUGAAUACAUCUUACGUCUGAUCUCCUCCCCGAACAAAAUAAAAUUCGUCCUGGCUUUCAUGAACAUCAUCGACUUCAUGGCGAUCAUGCCCUUCUUCGUGGUGCUGAUUCUGACCUCUUUCGGUGCUGGAGUCAUGGAGCUGGCUAACGUGCAGCAGGCCGUGCAGGCUUUACGCAUAAUGCGCAUAGCGCGCAUUUUCAAGCUGGCACGCCAUUCCUCUGGACUCCAGACCCUCACAUCUGCCCUGAAGAGCAGCUUCAAAGAGCUCGGGCUGCUCCUGAUGUAUAUGGGUGUGGGGGUCUUCCUUUUCUCUGCACUGGGCUACACCAUGGAGCAGAACCACCCGGAUACCUUGUUCACCAGCAUCCCACAGUCGUUCUGGUGGGCUGUGAUCACCAUGACCACAGUGGGGUAUGGAGACGUCUACCCCAAGACCACUUUAGGUAGGUGUAACGCGGCCAUCAGCUUCCUGUGCGGGGUGAUCGCCAUAGCGCUGCCCAUACACCCCAUCAUCAACAAUUUUGUCAUGUUCUACAACAAGCAACAGGUGCUGGAGACUGCGGCCAAGCACGAGAUUGAACUGAUGGCGCUGCGCUCCGGCGCCGGCGAACUGACGGCAGAAUCCGGCGCCCAUAAACACGUUUGCGGUGCAGGGGUGUGGGACAACGCCAUGCGCUCCUGUCACAGUGACACAUACAUCCCCUUGCUGAAGGAUCCCAGGGGAGGGGCUGGCAUACCGACCCCCAGCAAGGACACAAGCUUUGAAAGCACAGCCGAGGCCACCGAAUAUUUUGUCUCAUGAACAGUAAAAGCCCUGCAGAAUUCAAAAAGACUUUGCAAACAAAGAUCAACAACAAAAUAUACACUUAAUUAUUCGUUUCCGACUUAAUCUAACUUAACCCGCCAGUUCCGGGUUAAUGGUACCAUGAUGACUUGAGAUUGUAAAUAGCCGCGUAGAAACCGCAGUAAUGGCCCCAGAGGAGCUUAUUUUGAGAAACUGCGCCUAUCAACCGGACAUAUGUGUGAGAUAUUGACUUGAUGAGCUGUGCCUUUGCGCAGUGAGUCCCUGUAGGCUGAGGGGUACUGUUUGAACAGCCAGUACACUGAUUCCCCUUGUAGGCUUCUUAUAUAACACCCCCAAUCCCCAGUCCUCACACUCAUACUGUAGACUGCACUGUAGCUUAUUCCUCUGUACAGAAAUAUAUAUCACAAUGAAUGUUUUUUUUUUUUUUUUUUUUUUUUUUUAAAUGAAAAUAGGUAGGUCCUCUAGGAGAAAAGAGAAAUGUAGUCACCCCAUCAUAGGUAUAAGAAGGACAACAAAACAGAAGGAAAACUGAAGGGGUUUAAAAGUGACAGAGAAUUAUAAUGCCAUACAUUUCAUCAAAGUCUCUUGUGAGCACCACAAACACAUUAAAGAUACACUAUGGGGUAUUGUAGGGAAAAUAAAAGCAACAUAUCAUCAGGGCUGCUCAUUUUUGUGUAUGCUUGUGAUCUUUUUUGUGUAAUUUUUGUAACUGACACUGUAUGAUUGUGAGGCAACAUACCAGAUUUAAAACCCUUCUUCGCAGGAAUGUUAAAAGCGGGGACUGUGUCAGUGCACUGCAAUUCUACUUUGGAUCAUGUUGCUUACACCGGGACCUCAGAAGCAUCCUUGGCUGCAGGACAUGUUCCCUUAAUGGGUUUAAAUUUUGCAGCAGCCGUCACCACUCUGCUGCUCCUUCAGUGGAAUAACCUUGACCACCAAGAGUGAGGUGAAGGAGCAAGAACCUGGAAAUGAAACAAAAUUAAUCCUAAAUGAUAGGUCAUUAAUCUUGAAAAUUAGUUUUUCAAAGGACAGACUAGCUAUCCUGAAAAUCUGAAAAGUGGCAAAGAAGGAUGAAAAAUAAAUUUAAAAAAUGAAAAGAAGAGGACUUUUUUUUAUUAGUGAUUCAUCAAAAUGGCGUGCAUCAUCAAGUCAGCAGGUUAUCAACAUAACACAGAAAGUGUGAGCAUUUUAAUAGGGCUGUAUCUCCCUGUCAAACAUGUGUCUUAGUGCAUUACUACUCUUAAUCUGAUUAAACUUGAAGGGAUGAUGUUUUCACACCAUGUUUUAAAAAUGAAUUCUAAAUUGGCUUAAUGGGGGCUAUAUUUAGAGGUAAAAUUUUCACAAUUUGAAAGGUUUCAACUCCUACACCCUUUGUCUGAGUGACAUGAAACCUGCUGCACAAAUAGAACAAUCUUUAGAAACUACAUCAGUUGGCACAGUGGGAGAGCUAAUUAAAAUUGGACAUAUUUAAUUCACAGAUGUCAACGGUUUGACUUUACUGAAACCUGAAGGAACGGUCUGUGUCAAGAUUGUGUUUCUGUGCCCAGUGUUAUUUGGUGAAAUUUUGAGAAAUAAGCAUCAUCUCUUGAAUGUAAAUAUAUGCCUUGUGAACAGUAAAAGUGAUGUUUCCAUCUAUAAAUGAGGUUUAUGCAGAUGACAAGUGCAGCAGGUGGCUUUGCAGUGAAAUGGUGCAGUGGAAGAUGGUUUGAGUGGCUGACGGGUGGUGAUAUUUGCCCUGAAGUCAUGGGUUAACUGUGGUCAACUGGUCAACAGUGGGUUACAUUUUCAUAUAACCAAAAUCUUCAUUAAGACUGAAUCCUUUCUUCCAAUUUUAGCCAAACUGUACAGCAUUGGUUCCCAAAUUUUCAUCUGAUGUUCCUCCAAAUGAUCAGCUUGUCAUGUUCCAAAAGUCUUACAUUUAAUUAAAACUGGAUUAAUGUCACACUAUUAAUUAUAUAAAAGUGGACAUUGUACAGUUUUUGGGUUUUUUUUCAAACUGUCAGUGUUGGAGUUGGUUUGGUCAGGUUAGU
Toxotes jaculatrix (banded archerfish) is the source of this 3710-nucleotide messenger RNA. Its product is annotated as potassium voltage-gated channel subfamily F member 1-like. Gene Ontology annotation, biological process: protein homooligomerization; potassium ion transmembrane transport. Bases 178 to 1677 code for a protein of 499 amino acids. NCBI's taxonomy places the organism in Eukaryota, Metazoa, Chordata, Actinopteri, Toxotidae. Gene Ontology annotation, cellular component: membrane; voltage-gated potassium channel complex. Gene Ontology annotation, molecular function: protein binding; voltage-gated potassium channel activity. The transcript has a single exon. The record is from RefSeq and is a predicted model, not a curated record.